AUGGAAAAGUGUUUGAGUGCCACCUCUUUGGUGGCACUUGCACUGCUUGGCAGUUUUGUUUGGACAAUUGUAGAGGCUCAGGGCUCAAUGUGGCAGAACGCUGCAGCACCAAUGUCUAAGGGUGCUCCACCUCCUCAGGCACCAAAGAUUCCUCGUCCUGACCCUCCACAGGUUCUGCUCCCUCCACCACCAAAGACUCCUCAAUAUAAUCAAGUGCCAAAGGUCCAACCAGCUCCGCCGCCAAAGUUUCAUCCACGUCCUGAGGUUCUUCUGCCUGCUCAGACGCCAAAGGUUCUUGAACGCCCACAGGUUCUUCUGCCUGCUCAGACGCCAAAGUUUCAUCCACGUCCUGAGGUUCUUCUGCCUGCUCAGACGCCAAAGUUUCAUCCACGUCCUGAGGUUCUUCUGCCUGUUCCACCACCAACGUUUCCUAAAUAUCCUCAAGCAUUCCAUGAUCAGUCUCCCCAGGAGCCAAAGAUCCCUCAACCACAGCACCCUGCAGUGCCACAGAUACCAAAGCAACCACCUGCCCAGAGUUGUGAAGUGGCACAAAGCGUGAGAAUCACAUGUGGAGGUCCUGAUAUCUCUGCUGCAGGAUGUGAAGCCAUAAACUGCUGUUUUGAUGGCCGACAUUGCUACUUUGGAAAAGCAGUGACCGUCCAGUGCACCAAGGAUGCCCAGUUUAUUGUGGUAGUGGCCAGAGAUGCCACUCUGCCCAACAUUGACCUUGAGUCAGUCGCUCUGCUGGGGGAAGGUCAGGGCUGCACACACGUUGACUCUAAUUCAGACUUUGCCAUCUACCAGUUUCCUGUUACCGCCUGUGGCUCUGUUAUUAUGGAGGAGCCUGGUGUAAUAAUCUAUGAGAACAGGAUGUCCUCCUCAUAUGAAGUAGGAGUUGGCGACCGUGGAGCCGUUACCAGGGACAGCUACUAUGAAUUGCUCUUCCAGUGUAGGUACAUCGGCACUUCUGUUGAAACUAUGGUUGCAGAGGUAUUACCGUUGCAAGAUCCUCCUCUACCAGCUGCUGCUUGGGGACCCAUCCGAGUACACCUGAUGUUGGCUAAUGGGCAAUGCCACACAAAGGGUUGUAAUGAAUUGGAUGUGGCCUACAGCUCUUUCUACACGGAGGCAGACUACCCUGUGACCAAAGUACUGAGGGACCCUGUGUACGUGGAGGUUCAACUCCUUGAAAAGACAGAUCCAAACCUUGUCCUGACUCUUGGUCGCUGUUGGACAACCACAAGCUCCAACCCUCAUAGUCUGCCCCAGUGGGACAUUCUGAUCGAUGGGUGUCCAUACAGGGAUGAUCGCUACUUGUCCUCACUGGUUCCAGUCGGUCACUCCUCUGGUCUGGCCUUCCCAAGUCACUACAGGCGUUUCAUUUUCAAAAUGUUUACCUUCGUGGACCCCAGCUCAUUAGUGCCCCUGAAGGAGCAGGUGUACAUUCACUGUAGCACAGCUGUGUGCACUGCUGCUCUGGGCCGCUCCUGUGAACCAUCAUGCUUCAGAAAAAGGAGAGAUGUCCAGGCUGUGGACCAGAGGACGGCUGAGCCAAAGGUUGUGGCUUCUGUUGGGCCUGUGAACAUUGUGCAGCAACCAGCACAGAGCGCCUAG
Seriola dumerili (greater amberjack) is the source of this 1614-nucleotide messenger RNA. Its product is annotated as zona pellucida sperm-binding protein 4-like. The transcript has 8 exons. Gene Ontology annotation, biological process: prevention of polyspermy; binding of sperm to zona pellucida. Lineage: Eukaryota; Metazoa; Chordata; Actinopteri; Carangiformes; Carangidae. Bases 1 to 1614 code for a protein of 537 amino acids. The record is from RefSeq and is a predicted model, not a curated record. Gene Ontology annotation, cellular component: egg coat. Gene Ontology annotation, molecular function: structural constituent of egg coat; acrosin binding.